CAAAAGCACUGACACAGGGCAGUGAGGUUCGUAAUCAAAAGGAACACAAUUUUCGCUUUAAUUUCAACUUUGCCACUCCGCUCCUCACGCUCCAUGAAUGAAAGCCAACCUUCUACAGUUCAAGUUGAAGAUCUGGACCAACCAAAAAUAUUCUUACGCCAUCAUCAUCAUUAUUAUCAUUAUUAUCAUUGUACUACAAAGUCCUUUUUUCACUCCUAAUCUGGUUCCUUGAGAGUGUUCAAUCAUUGAAAAUAACAAAUUCCUCCUCAAAACUUUUUUUUCCCCUUAAUUUCCACAGAGCGUUGAAAAUCCGUGCUUCAUUUAAACCUUCUCAUCCUACUUGUUCUUGGCACGGUUCCCUAUUCCUUUUUCUUUUUUGAGUUUUUUUUCUACAUCAUAGCUUCAUCAUAACGCGUGUUCUACUUGCUCCGUUAUGUUUUUGUUUCUCGUGCUUGUAGCUGCUGUGUAUUUUACAAGACUCGAGGUUGGUUGGGGGGUUCAGUCUAUAGUGAGUGUCUAGAAGCUUCUUCCGUUACAUGUUCGUUGAUCGUUGUUUCUCAUGAGCCAGUUAGACUUUUCUGUAAACAGGAGCAAAAAAAAAUAACAACAAAUAAAUAAAUAAUAAAACAGAUCUCUCUGUAGUAAGAGUACGGAGGUAGCAGUGAUCGCUUGCAUUACUUUUCAAUCAGUGUCUUAUAUAUAUAUAUAUAUAUAUAUAUUUGGUACAAGUACAAGGUUUUGUAGGUGGGCGUGGUUCAUGUUGUUAUAGGAAAAAUGCUGGUUUUAAACGGAGAAGAGCAAAUUUUGUUGCCUUCAGAGUCAACAUCAUUGGAUUUGAACGCAGAUUCCGUUGAUGGGUUCCCACCGGUUUCCUCCACCGUUUACACUGAUGUGGGUGUCGUGCCAGAGCACGAAAAGAACGAGCUUGAGCUCUUGAUAUCCAAUUUAGAAAGAGAAAUUGAGCAGCUGAGGAUCAAGCAGAGGAUAUUAUAUAAGAAGCGCAGAGAAGCGUUGAGUAAGAUAUUGGACAUCAAAGGGAGCAUUCGUGUGUUUUGUAGGAUUCGACCGAAUCUGAUAGCGGAGAAGAGAGGAAUUUCUGAACCGGUAUCGGCUGGAUCAGAGAGAAUUCGGGUUAAGUUGGGAGGAACAAGGAAAGAUUUUGAGUUUGAUAAUGUUUUUCCUAAAGAUGCAAGCCAAGAAAGUGUUUUUGUUGAGGUUGAGCCAAUUCUAAGAUCUGCAAUGGACGGGCACAAUGUAUGUGUUUUUGCUUACGGUCAAACAGGCACAGGCAAGACAUUCACCAUGGAUGGUACAAACGAACAGCCUGGAAUUAUUCCCCGUGCUCUUGAAGAGCUCUUUCGUUUAGCUUCCUCUUUGGAUAAUUCAUCUCCUUUUACUUUUACAAUGAGCAUGUUGGAAGUUUAUAUGGGCAAUCUCAGGGAUCUGCUAGCUCCAAGACAGUCUGGUAGACCAUAUGAACCUACGACAAAGUGCAAUCUCAACAUCCAAACAGAUCCAAAGGGAUUGAUUGAAAUUGAGGGUCUCUCAGAAGUGCCAAUUCCUGAUUAUGCUAAAGCCAAAUGGUGGUAUAACAAGGGAAGACGAUUCAGAUCCACCUCUUGGACUAAUGUGAAUGAGGCAUCAAGCAGGUCACACUGCUUGACGAGGAUAAACAUAUUUCGACGUGGGGAUGCCGUGGAGGAAGCCAAAAGUGAAAUAAGUAAAUUGUGGAUGAUUGAUCUUGGAGGCAGUGAACGGUUGCUUAAAACUGGAGCCAAAGGACUAACACUUGAUGAGGGCCGAGCCAUUAAUCUUUCUCUUUCAGCUUUAGCAGAUGUCAUUGCAGCUUUGAAGAGGAAGAGGUGUCACGUGCCUUACAGAAAUAGCAAGCUGACUCAAAUACUGAAAGAUUCUCUUGGUUAUGGCUCAAAGGUCUUGAUGCUCGUGCAUAUAAGCCCUUCUGAAGAAGAUGUUUGUGAGACAAUUUGUUCUUUGAACUUUGCAAAGAGGGCGAGAGCAAUAGAGUCCAAUAAAGAAGUGCCAGUGGAAUUGAAGAAGCAAAAGGAGAAGAGGAUUAUGGAGCUGGAGGAAGACAUUAACGAAGCUGAAAAACAGCGCCAUACUUUAAGGGAACAAAUACAGAAGGUUGAGUUGAAGUUAAGUGAGAGUAAAAGCCUCUUGUCAACUACAUAUACUCUUCUGGAAAGUGAUGACAUGGCAGCCUCUAUUAGUCCCAAAGACGAUGUCAAGGAGGUCAUUGAAACCCCAAAAGGAUCUAAGAAAUCUAUUAAAAGGAAUUUUUCCAAUUCAGUGCCUCGAUUCAUGAAUUCAACUGUUGCAAGUCGCCAAAGGCAAAGUUCUUCUGAACAAGAAAAUGGGACGAAAUUGAAAAGUUUUAGAUCAAUGAUGUCUAGAAGUUCAAUCCAUUUUUCACAUUCCCAAUCAAUAAGUUAUUCAGAUAUCCGUAUCAAAGCAAUCCUGCGAAGUUCAAAUGGAAAAUCUCGGCAUGCUGAAACAAAUGCUGUUCCAAGUACUGUUCUUACAGAAAGGUCUAAAUGCAACGAUUUGGAACCACAAGUCACAACUACUCGAAGUCAAAUGGUUGCAUCAUCAGAUCCAAACUUGAGAGUUACAUUGUGUCGUCAUCGAAGAAGGAUGUCUGAUCUGAUCUAAGGGUUAAAAGAGAUAUAUCUUGUUUGCAGAUUUUUUAAUGUUGCGAAAAGUGGUUGCAUGUUUAACUAUCAGUUUAUGUAACAAAUUGUAGCGGGUAGUAUAUUAAUAGGUGUGUUUUGUUGGUUUAUUGGGAGUCUGAUCUGUUAAUUGUUAACAUGAUCACGUUCUUAUUGGGUCUUACAGUCAAUUGUUUGUGUGAUUGUGUAACUUUUUGGGGAGACUAACUUUCACCCAAGUUUGUCAUCAUAACCUUUAUAUGAAUACAACAGUUAUUCAGCCACCUAGCUGUAAUAUUGAUCAAUAAUAAGGUGAAGGGGGUU
This is a messenger RNA of Abrus precatorius (Indian licorice), 2993 nucleotides long. RefSeq names its product kinesin-like protein KIN-14U. Gene Ontology annotation, biological process: microtubule-based movement. Gene Ontology annotation, molecular function: microtubule binding; ATP binding; microtubule motor activity. The record is from RefSeq and is a predicted model, not a curated record. The transcript has 10 exons. The coding region runs from base 775 to 2673 and encodes 632 amino acids. Lineage: Eukaryota; Viridiplantae; Streptophyta; Magnoliopsida; Fabales; Fabaceae.